UCGAAGAAAAAGGUGAACUGGAAAGUACCCCCGUCGACAGGGACCCAGGGUAGUGUGGGAGGAGGACCUCCGAGCCCCCCCGGGGCCGGAGGGGGGGGAGGCAGUGGCCAUACGACAUCAGGGGGAAGCGCGCCGGCAUCACUGCCUGCCUCAAGCGGUCAGGGUGGGAUCGCGCACAGCGGCAUGGGGGAAGGGGGGGUGAACGUCACACACUCCCCAACAGCAGGGAGCGACAAUUCAGGGAAGUUCGCCCGCAUCCGAACUUCGCAGACGGAGGACCCAGUGCCCGUGGAGGCAGCGAACUCGGCCGACAUCCGCACUUCGAUGACUCUGGAGCAGGCGGCCCUUCCCUCGUGGACUGCUUUCGGCUCCUCCGGUGAAGUGGGGCGGGGCUCAUGUGCAGGGGAUCCUGUCUCCGUCGUGAAGGGCAAGUCCGUGGACAUCCCUACCAGGGCGGACGGCGUUCAGGCGAGUGUACCGGUCCAGUGGAGCUCUACAGGAGCACAGGCGUCGGAGAUGGGCGCCGCCCUGGCUGUGCGGGAGGCGACGCCGCCGGCCCUUGGACAAGGCCGAUCUGCGAAGUCACAGAGAGAGAUUGCUGGUGCAGCGCCGUCCGCCUUCCUUGCGACGAAGUCCGCCGGUAUCCGUACUUCGUCCGUGACGUGCCUGCAGUCGGAGGAGGCAGGGACGGAGGAAGGUGCUACGUCUAUUCAUACAGACGACCGCUCCUUGGGAUCCGCCUUGAUGCGGCUGCAAGGAGUCGAGUCUCGUGAGACUGACAGGGGGGAAGAAUGGGUGGAAGUCGAGGGCGGGGAAGAAGGGGGAGAAUGGGAGGAGGGGGGAGAAGGAAACGAAGGGCGAGAGAAGGAGUUGAUUACACUGCGCGACAGGGAAGACGGUGAAGAAGGAGGACUCAGUAUUACAAACGAGGAAAGGGUGGAUGCCGGAGAGGAGGAUGUCUGUGGGGAGACAUCUAAUUCAUUCGGUCUGGUGUACGCUAGACCAGGUGAAGGUGAUAUCGACGAUGACGCGACGGCGAUGGAGAUGGAGACGCAGGUGGUUAGUGGCCUUUCCGUGGACCACGAAGAAUAUGACGCCCACCACCUGGCCACGGCGGUGCAUCCCCCCGACGGGUGCGACGAGGCUAUCAUGACAGUGAGCCCGACGAAAACGACUCGCCAUCUUAGCGUCAACGAGGUCAUCGAUAGCAUACUGGGCGACGUGCAAGUUAAAACACUUUCGUCCACACCGUCAAAAGAUGAUGCCCUUCUCAGCAACGAAACUUUCGCGGUCGGGGACUUGCCGCUCAUCCAGUCGUGCUUUCCGGUACCCUGGUCACCGCUCACAGGAGGAAGGGGGGGGGGUUGUUGGGGGACGCCAGCACGUCACGUCCCCGAAAAAGUGCAGGGUAGGCACUCCGUCCCUGGCUGUCCUCGCCUUACCAGCGCCCACGUCGCUGACGAAGGAGCGGGAAGAAAAACAAGCUGGUAAGCAUUGACGAUCGUCGCGAUGUCAGCACUCCCGCGUUUCGGGAUUGUCGACGCUGUCUGUCAACCCCCUUGUCGGUUUAUGCCCCACGUUAGAUGGACAAAAUUCCGCUUCACUUGUCAGCGAGGACCAAUUGGCCUUUGGUUCUUUAACACACCGUCACGCUUUAUUCUGCGACCGCUCAUCCGCUCCUCCCUCUACAAGUCCUUUGUCGCCGUCUCGACUUUUUAUCGCUGGCCGACACCUGUAGUGCGGAUACCGGCGGACUACAAGACAGACCAUCCGAUAAACGAUUUUCGCAGCG
This is a messenger RNA of Chara braunii, 1792 nucleotides long. Lineage: Eukaryota; Viridiplantae; Streptophyta; Charophyceae; Charales; Characeae. The record is from the annotation of a GenBank genome assembly.